CAUGGCUGCGCUGGUGGAAGGACACGAUUAUGGUCUCAUCUCAAACGAAACUUCCAUCGACCAAAAAACUGUGAUUCAUGUAAAAUUAACCGAUUCAGCGUUGCGAGCAAUAGAAGAGUUCUCUAAAAUCAAAGUUGGAACCAAUAGAAGACCAUCUAUCCAAUUUAAUGGCAAAAAAGGAGUGCUACAAUUUCCAUCCAGGUCUACCUCUGAGGACCCAAGACCUGUCAGUUCAUUCCAGUUUUUUAUUUCUGAAGUUCCCAAAGAUCCCAAUGGCAGUUUUGACUGUAUUGAACAGUCAAAUUAUAAAAACAAGGGAAAGUUGGAAAGACUGCCAGGAAGUAUGCAGUAUAGAAUGGGAAUUCGUGCUACAGAGGAUGUUUAUAAAACAACUCGGGAACGGAUGACAAUUGCUGAAGAAGAAAGUAAAAAAAAUUGUGCCAAAGAAAUCAAAGUUAGUGGUCGUCACAUUAGUAAAAAAGUAAAGAAAGUGUUGCCAAAUACAAGUAGUAGUAUCAGUAGUAAUGUUGUUAAACCUCAGCCUAGCAAACCUUCCUGUGCAGUGAGACCGAUGCACAAACCCAGCUCAAAUAAUAGUGUCUCUAGCUCAGCCAAUCAUAGACUCUCUGGUUCUAAUCUUGCCAAUGGGAGUUCAUCUCAUUCCCCUAAUAGACCAAGUGGAUUAAAUCAUUCUCCGCCUACUGGACAGGGAAAUGGAUCCAGUGUGUCUUCGAGUGGUAAAUCUGUUCCAGUAUCCAAUACAAAUACUACCAAAGUAAAUCCAGCCAUUAUGGCGUUACCUUACAGAGAUAGAAUCAUUCAUUUAUUAGCUGUUAGACCUUAUAAAAAACCUGAAUUAUAUCUGAGAUUACAAAAAGAUGGAAUCAAAGAAAAGGAUAAGAAUUCUUUAGGUACCAUAUUAAAACAGGUGGCCAUUAUUGGUAAAGACAAUAGCUACAGUCUGGCUAAACAUGCCUACAAUGAUGUUCGCCAAGAUUGGUCACUCUAUACCGAUAUUGACCGCCAAUUGCUGAAAAGAAAUUUACAGAAUAUUCAACAAGGUGAAAAUCGAAGUGCCUCCAAUUCUCCUGCCCCUUCUCCAGCUAGUAUUGUUAGUAAUCCAGAGAGUCCAUCUGCUCCUCAGAAACGUCAAAUUGAAGAUACUGCUGAUAAUCAACCAAAUAAAAAGAUCCGCAUUUCUCAUACAAAAAAGAAAAAAUCCGAUCGAGAAGAAUUAAAACCAAUUAAUGGAAUGAACAAUGUAGUAAAACCAGAAAAAACUUCUCCAAUCUCCCUCGAAAAAAGUCAUCUUGAUGACAACGGUAAUGAUGUCUCCUCCAAAAGAGAAAUGCCAAAUUAUUUAGGCUCAUACACUCUGAUAACCAAUACUGACCAAAGACUUAAAUAUAAAAAAGAUUUUAACACCCAGUAUGAAGAAUAUCGACAACUUCAUGCACAGAUCGAAUCUGUUGUUUUAAAAUUUGGUGAGUUACGGUCACAGGUGAAAGGAAGUAAGGAAGGGACCAAAGAUUUUGAGGAAUUGAAAAAGCGAAUAGUCAAGGAAUAUGAAGCCAAGAAAACUGAUCCCAAGUAUGUUGAACAAAAGAGACGCUAUGAAUACUUGCAUAAAAAGUUAGGCCACAUAAAACGCCUUAUAAUAGAAUAUGACAGUUCCCAGUCGGUAUGUAGUUAGCAGUGAAAUUAUGGAAAAACUGGACGGAUGAGUGAACGGAUGAACGGAUUAAUUAGGAAGUGGAGUGUCUGAUACUUAUAUAUGGAUCUGUACAUGGAUCAAAUGAUUAUGAUCUCGAAAUAAAUUUGUGAAGUCAGUAUUUUUUUUUCCAACCAGACAGAAAUGGAAACAGUCCUGUCAGAUUCUUUGGACUUUAGUGAAGGAAUUGGUGAUUUAUUCAUCAAGUGAUAUAUAUAUUGAAGAAAUUGUACAGUUUUAUAUAUUCUAGCCCCAGAUGGUUCCAAUUCCAAGAGUGAGCCAAAUCUGACAAACGAUUAUUCCUUAUUCACAGAACUUGAAAUCUUGACGGUUUAAGACAGCAUUUGGUUUCCUUUAAGGGGCAAAUUUUUAGAUUUCAUUUGUUCUUAAUUAAGUGCAAGUUAUUUAUUCAUAUUUUGAGCUGUGCAUUAUUAUUAAUCUGCUUAAUAUUAUAUAUUAAUUAUCCUUAUGUCAUCUGCUUAUUGUUUGAUAAGGAUUAUUUUGCUUCCUUGUGUCUCAUUACGCAGAAACUUAUAUUUGUCCAAUGGUGUAAAUUGCAAUACGAACACCAAACGGAUAUUCUAGUCUAUUAAAGUUUCAGUCUUGAACAUAAAGAUACAGAAUAGUACGAAAUUACUGCAGCAAUUAUUUCAUUUGUUUUAUUUCAAAGUUUUCAUAAGUAUAUGUACAUGUAUAAUCUCAAUGAGAUUUUGUCUAAAUACUUUACAUUAACAUUGAAACAAUUGAAAGUUCAAUAUUUUUAUAUUCAACUAUCAUUCAGGUUUAAAAUAUGUCUCAUCCUUUGAAUAAUGUGGCCAGACUAUGAUCUAUAUUAAUAUUGCAUCUACAACUAGUUUUCUUGAAAAGGGAUUUUUUUAAUAAUAACGAUAAUCUGUUUUUGUCUAUAGCACUUUAAAAGUAUGAGAAAAGUAAUUUUAUGUACAAGGCAUACAUUAUCUACAUGUAGAUAGAAUGAGAAGCUAACAACAGUGAAAAAUAAAUGUAAAUUUUGUGUUGUUUGAAAAGAUUGGUUAUUUAUGUACAUGUAGCUAAACAUUAUUUCAACUAGACCAACAAAUAUUUUACCCAGCAUGGAUACUGACAGAAAAGUGUGCUUAUAAGUUAUAACUCAUUAACUGUUGAUUAUUACAUGACAACUCCCCUUUUAGAAAGCCCUAAUACUGUUAACCUAUGUAAUUGUUAAGCUUAUAAAUUAUAUGCCAAAAUAAUAAUGACAGUUUAAAGUGAUUUUAUUUAUUGAUUGAGAAUAAUUGUCAAGUUUUAUUAUUUUUUUUUAAAAAUAGGUAUAAGGUAUUCAGACUGUAUGAUGUCAGAAUGCUCUUGUCAUUGUCAAAAAUGGUUAAUGGAAAAAAAUAUUUGACCAAAAACCUAUUUUGGUCCAAGUAGAUUAUUUAUUUUGUGAUCUGAUUAAAAUCAGACGUCAAUUAAAUUUUGAUUUUGAUGUUCUGCUACAUUCACAUCUGACAUAAUUUCUUUGAAACAGGUUACCUAAACUUAUUGACUAAUCAAAUUGCUGUUAUUGGUAACCGGGGCUGCAUUUUGUGGUAAAUCAUGAGAAUUUUAUAUCCCAAACAUAUGAGAGUGACUUUGAUAGGUUUAUAGUAUGGUUGGCUAGUGUUUAUAGAACUUGGGCUAGCAGAACACAGUUUUCAUAGAAAUUAUGUUUUCAUAGAAAUUAUGUCAGGUUACAAUGUAGCGUAGCAAAAAAAUAUAAUAAGCGAAAUAGAAUUGUUAUAUAAUUUUAAUAAGAUUAUUUAUUAUGUGAAAUCUUUGUUUAUAAUAUCAAGUAAGAUAAAUAACAUUCGGAUAUUCAUCUUAACAGAGGUGUAUUGAGUUGUAUUUUAAUAAAUGAUUUGCUAAGGAAGAUAAUUCAUGACUGGAAGGCUGUUAUAAAGCCAACAGAAAUAAGGUGUUCGUAUUAAUCCUCAAAUAGGAUAUAUUCCGUUAUAAGGAUAGAGAAUAAUGAAUUUAUUUGAAAUACAAAGAAAAAAAAAAGAGUAAAAAUAAAAUUGGUUCGGGGGUUAAAAAAAAGACUGAAAAAAAUAUAGACAAAAAAAUAUUGACAUUUAUUUAUUAUUUAUAUAUAUUUAUGAAUCAAGGUAUUUGUAAAAUCUUUCUUCUGUCACUAACAUAAUGUUUUGUUUCUUUUGUGCUUUUUGAAAUAUUUAUAAACAUUUUAAUAUAUUAUUGUAAGUAAGCAUUGAUGCCUUAUUUGUUGUGCCGAUAAAUUUUUCAAUUGUUUGUAUGAAGAACAAGGACUUAGAAAUAGUUUAUAUCAUAAUAUAUUUAUGAAAUUUGAUGUUGCUGCGUAAAUUUCCUAGUAGGAUAUGUUACUAUACACCAUCAUACAUAUUAGUAACAAAGUCGUGAUGUGAUUAGUUACUCUAAAUAUACAUCUUAAUACAUUUAGGAGGUAUAAAUAGGGAUAAGCUGUGUCCGUUUUCAAGCAGAUAAAAAGAUAAAAGUUCUUGAUUAAGAAACUUAAGAAGUGUAUGCUUGUGUGAACUGGCCUAGUUGUGUUGUGAUACUGAUCAGAUAAGAUAUUUAUACACUUCAACAGGGUUUUAGUUAGUGCAUUGUUUAAUCUGUGAACAAUGAAAACUGUGGAACAUGAUGCACUACUUAAAGAAGCCAUGUUGUCAUUAAUUCAGAAAACAGAACUCGUAAUCUUUGCAUGGAAUAUUAUACUUCUCAUAAGCUUACUAUUUUCUGCUCACAGAUUUCUCUAAUAAAGCAUUGGAAAACUCAAUUUCUAAAUUAGUAGGCAACCAAAAUAGCAGUUGAUUAUAGUUAGGGUAUUUGGUACUUUUAACUGUUUGAAUUUCUGAAUUAAUAUGUAUAUAAUGUGUCACAAUGACUACUAAUUGUUACAACUUGGAACAGACUAACCUUUUGGAAUUUCUCUCUAAGAAAUAACCACACAACUUUAUUUACAGGUUAUGGUUUGAAAUCUAAUCACAUGUAAUAUGGCUUCAAUGAUAUUAAAAGUUAAAACUUGUCUCCUUGGUCAGGCAUGAAUAAUAAUUAUUUUAAAACUUUUUAACUUAAAAUCCUGCCGAGUAUAACUUCAUAUUAUUAGAAUAAUAAAUCUAAAGGCAAUAAUAACAAAAGAUUUCUUACUACAUGUAUGGCAAAUAUUUAUAAUGACUAUUCUGUGUUUAAUUAUUCCUCAUCUUAUUAAAAUUAAAACCACAUCAAAUUCAAAUAUCAAAAAUCAUACAUCUUCAAAUAUGAAUACUAAGUAUCAAAAUGUAUUAUAAAUAUAUUAUUAGGUUAAUACUCACAUGGAAUUUAACACAAGGUGUAACUUAACAUGGUUCCAAAUAUUUUUGGGAUUACUUUUAAUGUUCUAUUUUAAAGUAUUAAUAUAAUGGAUGUAAUAUUGUAAACUAGGCUGGGUUUAAACUAAAACAACCUGGAUAUGAUUGUGAUGGCUUUAAAUUGUACUGUGAUAAGUAAAUGGUGUGCAUUUCAUAAUUUCAACUUAACAUGUAUUUUGUUAAAUACUUAUCUAUUUGAUGCCUGAUACAAUAUGCCCACAUUCAUCAUGCAUACUGUUGUGCAGAACAUAUAAGCAGACAAUUGAUCUACUGUCAAAAUUAUAAAGGUGAUAUUUAUGAAAGAAAUGAAAGAUUCUUUGGGGUUCAUAGCAUGACACAGGAUCGAAAGAUGAUCAUCGUAUGCACAUUAACAUGGCACAUAUAAAAUUUGGGUGGAAUGUAUAUUUAUUUUAUUUUCAUUUCUUAAUGAAUAAUUUAUUUGUAAACCACCGCCCUAUACAUAAUUGGAGUAAAAUAUUUGAAUAAGUAUACCAUACUGGGCUUAAAGUCUGGUACAUGUAGCUACACCAGAACCUACCCAAGAAUUUUAUUCUGACCAUAAAAAGGCUUUAAAGUUCCAUAUAAAUAGUAUAUGUUAAUAAUAUUACAAUCCAUAUUCCACUGCUCACCAUAUUUAAAGUUAAAUGAUUUGAUUAAAUUAUAUUUUAUGUUCAAUUCGAUUUACGAAGUAUUUGCCAACAAACUGACUUGACUGAUCAGUCUAAAAUAAAUAAUUAUAACAGAUGGAAGAAGGUCUGAGAAAGCUAGAGGUUUUGUACUAUAUAACUUAGAAUGCUAGGAAGCAGUAAUUUAUGCACUUAUAUUUUAUUAUUAGUUAAGGAUGCUGUAGCAAUCUAAAAAUACCAUCAAAUAAUUUGUCUUCCAUAACUAAGUGAAUUUAUAUUUUGUAAAAAAUUUGUGAUAUAGAAAUUUAUCCCAAACAGCUUCCGAAUAUUUUGUAUGAUUAUACUAUGAUUUUGAAAAAAUAUCAUCUGUUAAGAAUUCUAAAUUAUAUGGUAAACUUGGUAAUAAUUAAAGAGGUUCAUAUACCGUUUAAUGAAAUAUGUCUUGUAUGUUAAUUGUAGACCAGUAGACCAUCUGUAUUCUAAUCAAAAUAAAAAGUUGUGAAAAGUUAUUCACAUAAAAAUAACUUAUGCUAUCUUUCUACUUAAAAAAUAUGUGUUAUACUGUUGUAAUUCAAUAGUACCAGUACCUCACCACUCCUACCCAAUUGUCAUACCUUAAACACUACAUAUAUAGAUGAAAUGGGGUUGAACUCCUAUAUUUCUACGCUACACAUGAGCUGGACAAAGUCAAAUUAAAGGUCUGUGAUCACUUUCUUUCCCCGACUUCAUACUGUGUAUGUUUUCUGUAAGGCAUAACUUUUUGCACAGGAAUUUAGUGCUUUUAAGAUACAUAAUAUUAUAAUAAUGCUUUUAUAAAUAGAUACAUCUGCUGCUUAUUCACUAAUGCCAUAAUAUAAAAAAAGAUGCACAUUUAGUACAUGUAGCUUCUAUUUAAGAGCACAUCAACCACAGGUCCCCACCCCUAUCUAUAUUAUUUCUGACUGGUGAUCAUUAAUGUUUUUAUUAUUAAAUUUCUGAUAACUGUGCUUGUAUCAUUGCAUUUCUGAUGAUAGGUAUGUGUUUGUUAGUGCAUUUCUGAUAAUAGACAUGCUUGUACAUUCUUAUAUAAACAUCAUUUCUGAUAAUUGUUUUCUUAGAUUACAUUUCUGAUAAUCAACAUGAUUGUACAUUUCUGAUCAUAAAACAUGCUUGUACAUUUCUGAUAAAUGUUUUCUUAAUAGAACAUUUCUGAUAAGUGUUUUCUUAAUUGUAAAUUUCUGAUGAUAAUCAGCAAUUGAAUUCAAUACUGGUGAUUAAUCUGCUUUUCAUUCACAUAAUUAGUCCUUUUGGAGCAUUAAUUUUCCCGGACUGACUGGUUUGCUCUCUUUGGUUAGUUAUCUUUGCUUUUACUCUUUUAUCAAAUCGUUUCUGAGGCAGGAAGUGCUGGCAUCUGGAAGUGCAAUGCAAUUAGUAACUGUGAUAUUAUGUGCCAUGAUAAAGCAAAGAAACAACUAACAAAGGAGAACAUGCCAGAUGGUCACAAACAAAAAUAUCUCUAGAAUGACUAAUAUUAACAUGUAUUAUUUAAAGCAUAGCAGUUCUGAAAGAGAGGAGAAAAUUCCAUGAGGUGAUUUAUAUUUUAGAAUUAUUCCGAGUGUAAUUUCAUAUCAUUUGAUGACAUAGUGAGUGUGAGGUAGUUUCACAUCACAAAUAGUUGGUGCCAUGAUGACAUAAAUACAAUAAUGGCAUGUAAUUCCACAUAUUUUGACUUAGUGGUUUUGUAAAGUUCAAUUCAAUGUUUUUGCCAAUCACCCAUGGGGCCUUGUCUUUAAGAGAGAGUUCUAGUUUUUCAAGAUCUUAUUAAAAACCAGUGUGUUAUUUUAUUUGAUAGAUUAGGAGAGAGACCUAUCUAGAUGUUUUUGUGAUAUUUUUAUGGCGUUGAAAAUGCACGGAUUGUAAAUAGAUAUUGAAUACACAUUCCUUUAUAUAUUAAAGAUGAAAUUACGUGUAGAAAUGCUACUCAUGAGAAAAAGAUGAAACCAGAAUGAGAAAUUUUGUUUUAAAAAAAGAAAGUUCUUGUGAGCUUUUUUUUUAAAAUCUUGUUUUUUUCCCAGGGUUGUUUUUAUUGUAAAACAAUGUGUCCUUGAUUUGAAAAUAUUUCAAAUUAUGUUAUAUGUGUGUAUGUUCAAAUAGAAUAUGAAAGGUGUACCAUAAACUUAUGGUUCAUCUCUUACAGAAAUUGAAAUAAAUUGAAAAUAAAAUAAAUUUAUUUAUUGUUUCUAAUAAAGACAGAUUUGAUAAAAAGCCAAGAAUAUAUGAUUGCCAGCCAACCCUACAUGGCGGUAUGGCAUGAUUGUGUGGUUGUUAAUAUUUUGGCCUAUGAUACAUAUAUAUUAUAUUAAUAUUAUUCAUGCAGUGCUUGCUGCCUGCAAUAAUGUACAAAGUUUAUGCAAACUAUUGUAGUGCAGAUAUGGGGCAUGAUUCUUAAUGAGAUAAACUUGUUUAUGUAAA
Patella vulgata (common limpet) is the source of this 8129-nucleotide messenger RNA. RefSeq names its product RNA polymerase II elongation factor ELL. Gene Ontology annotation, cellular component: transcription elongation factor complex. The coding region runs from base 2 to 1693 and encodes 563 amino acids. Lineage: Eukaryota; Metazoa; Mollusca; Gastropoda; Patellidae. Gene Ontology annotation, molecular function: cis-regulatory region sequence-specific DNA binding. Gene Ontology annotation, biological process: transcription elongation by RNA polymerase II; snRNA transcription by RNA polymerase II; positive regulation of transcription elongation by RNA polymerase II. The record is from RefSeq and is a predicted model, not a curated record. The transcript has 12 exons.